Vanderwaltozyma polyspora DSM 70294 is the source of this 1560-nucleotide messenger RNA. RefSeq lists its product as uncharacterized. Gene Ontology annotation, biological process: positive regulation of transcription from RNA polymerase II promoter by glucose. Lineage: Eukaryota; Fungi; Ascomycota; Saccharomycetes; Saccharomycetales; Saccharomycetaceae. The transcript has a single exon. Gene Ontology annotation, cellular component: nucleus. The coding region runs from base 1 to 1560 and encodes 519 amino acids. The record is from RefSeq and is a predicted model, not a curated record. Gene Ontology annotation, molecular function: sequence-specific DNA binding.
AUGUUGAUUACUUCAAAUCAAGAAAAUGUACGUUCUUUGAUAAAACCACUGUCAACUACAUCUCCUGCUGCAAUAGCUGCUGUUCAAAUGGUUACUCCAAACAAAUUAUCUUCACUUUUAUUGAAACGAGGUCCAUUGGCAAUAAGACAUAUCACUCAAACUUUAAGUGAAGAAAUCCCAAGUUUUAAAGAUUUAUCCUCUUCGAAACAAAGAAGAUUGAUCAUGAGUGUAAUGGAAUCGGGAGAUGAAUCAAAUAAUGUUGUUUUUGAAAAAAUUGGUUGGGGUCAAUGGAAUGCAAAAAUUGUAAAUGAAAAUGAGAAUUUUAUUGAUAUUAGAAGUUUAACAAAUUUAAAUAAUGCUAAGAUUAAAGAUAUGAUUUCACAGGAAUCUCAAAAAAGAAGAAGAAAAAAUAAUUCAAAUCUACAACAACAACAAACUUUCACCGCCUCGAGCAAGAACGUCAGUGUGACACAAUUGAAAAAUUGUAUUAAUGAAAUUGAAAAUUCAAAAAAUCCAACAACAAUUGUUGAAAAAGAAGAAAUUGAUGACAACAAGUAUAGUCAUAAUAUAAAAUUAAUUGAACAAUCUUCACCAAAGAAACGAUUUAAACAGUUGUCAUGUGAGAAUGGAAAACACUUUAAUAAUGAUAAAGACGAAGAUGACGAUCGUGUGCAAAAUCUUCCUAUUGAUGAAAAUAAAUAUGACGCAGAUGUUGAUUUAGGUGACGGUGAACCUGUUGAUGAUGAAGAUUAUGAAUAUGAUCGUAAUCAUAAUAUAAAAAUUCAUAGUAGGCCGUUUAUUAAAAAAGAAUUUGAGCAUGAAGAAAAUAAUGAAAUUGAAGAUAUCGACCUUUAUAAUAUUCAAAAUAAUUUAGAGUUUAUGCCACACGUAAAUCCGAAUGCUUAUUACACGUUCACAAAUGUUUCAAGGGUAAGAAAACCAACAAUUGUACUUUCAGAUUCAAAUUUGCUUUCAAAGGAUCUAGAAAAGGCAUUUUUAUUCCAAAGGAAAGUUAAACAAUUAGGAAAAUAUCAGCCUAAUAAAAAUUUAACAAGAAAAGGCCAUAAUCGCCAACAUAAUUCCAACACAAUUCCUUCAAAUAAUAACAAUAAUACAAAUGAUAAUGACAAUAUUAAUAAUGACAAUCACAACAACGAAGAUAAACCAAAAUUCUAUACUACUACUUCUGGCACUCAAAAAUUAUCAAAAAGACGCCUUUCCAUAUCAAAGGAAUCAUCAAUAAGAUCAACAUUAUAUUUUGCAAAAAAUAAAAACAAAAUUAAAAGUAAAAAUAACCAAAGUUGUCUCAAUAAUGACAUUCCAAGAUUUCAUCAGGUAAGAAAAAAUAUUGAUACUGACAUAAAUAAAUCCUUCCAUUCCGAAACAGAUGAAGAAGAUUGGGCUACGAUUGGUGCAAUAUCAUUAAGAAAUCCAAAGAAAAAUGAGUUAAAACUAAUUGCUGAUCCAAAAGAAAAUGAAGAAGAUAGUAAUAAAAAUAAAAAUUCAGUAUCAUUUGAUGAAAAUAAUGCCGCCUGUUUGCUCCUAAGUUUGAAAUCGUGA